This is a messenger RNA of Notechis scutatus (mainland tiger snake), 1283 nucleotides long. The record is from RefSeq and is a predicted model, not a curated record. NCBI's taxonomy places the organism in Eukaryota, Metazoa, Chordata, Lepidosauria, Squamata, Elapidae.
CUCCCUUCUCCUUCUUUUUCUCCUCCCUCCCCCAUCUCUCAGGGGUCGCUCCCUCCAGGAAAGCUUCAUCAAGCUGGUAGAAGCCUGCAAUGACCUUUCUCCCCACAUGGACCGCUGGCUGAGCAGGCUGGAAGCCUCCAAGUGGUUGUCCCAUGUCAAGGAAGCCUUGAAUGCUGCCUGCCUGGCAGCCCAGUGCCUGGAAAGAGAGGAGGCUUGUGUCCUGGUGCAUGGAGCUGAAGGGAAAGAUGCUACCUUGUUGGUGACAGCUCUUGCCCAAGUCAUCCUGGAUCCAGCCUGCAGGACAUUGGUCGGCUUCCAGGGACUGCUGGAGCGGGAAUGGAUACAGGCCGGGCACCCCUUCCAGCUCCGCUGUGCCCACUCUGCCUAUGCGCACACCCGGCUCAAGCAAGAGGCACCCACCUUUCUCCUUUUCCUUGACUGCGUCUGGCAACUGGGGCGCCAGUUUCCCUUCUCCCUGGCCUUCAAUGAGCAUCUCCUGCUGGCACUCUUUGAACAUUGCUACGCCUCUCCCUACAGCACAUUCUUGGGCAACAAUGAGAAAGAAAGGCGGUUGUGUGAAAUGAGGGAGAAGACCCACUGCCUCUGGCCCUGGAUAAACCAUGUGGAGAAGUUCCUGAAUCCCCUCUACAUGUACAACCCCCUGGCCAUCUGGCCCUCCGUGGAGCCACAGAGCUUGGUGCUCUGGCAAGGCUUAUUUCUCCGCUGGGUCCAUUCAUCCUAUCAUCUUGAUGAAGCAUGGGCAGAAAUUCGGCGAAUAGCAACAAGUAGCCAAACCUAUUCACCACAGUUGCACAGAGCAACGUGAAAGUACACUGCCACACCCUCUUUUUAAAUGAAGAAAUCAAAUUGGCUGGUCACCCCAAAAGAGGAGACCUGAAAAACAGAGGAAGAGUUGCUGACACAGAAGGACAGAAACAAACACUUCGUCUGUGGCACUGAAAAGGCUGUGAACAUGUAGAUGUAUUUCCCAAGCCCCUUUUUACAAUACAGCUCUUUAAAUCUAUGUUUUAGAUCAAGGAAAUGCAGAACACCAGAUAAAUCUUCCUGGAAUGAGAAAGUCAUCUGGAUACUCACAUGUAGCACCCCAACUUGGAGCCAAUAGCUAUGCUUGGACAAUAAAGCUGACAUGGCUAAGCAUUUUAAAUGUUAAUAUUAGUUGAAGCCUAAUCUGUGCUGGAUGGGGAAUUCUGCAAGUUGAAGUCUACUUUACCUAAAGUUGUUAAGGUUGAAAAAUGCUGCUCUAACCCAAUAAACUGAUCCAA